GGAGGAGGGCUGUGAAGAUGCGUGCGCAGCCUCAGUCUGGAGUCGCCGCGACGGAACCGCAAUAAGCACAGAAAUUACAGCCACAUCCAUGUAUUAAAACGCACCGGGGCUUUCAUUAAAAAACAACAGUGCCCUCAGAGGCGGCGGAUGGUCCUGUCUACUCCUGAGGGUGGAGCAGAGCAGUGAUGACUAAGGGACGUCCCUAAACUGCACAGAGGUGACAGAGGAGCAGAUGAUGGAGGCAGGUGACGGAGCCACAGGAAAUAUGGCCCAGCCACACAUAGGGGGCAGCUCUGAGACAGAACAGGAACAAACUGCUGCUAAAACAGACAGUGCAGCUCCAGAAGCCUGUGAGGAAGUAGCGUCCGAGCUGAAGACAGGGGUCUCUCAUCUGUCUGAGGCUCCCUCGGGGGGAACUCCCAGUGCGGAAAGCCCAGGGGAAGUGGCCCUCAAAGUGGCCACUACAGUGCUACACCCGGUGUGUUUAGGAGACAGUCCUCUGAUGCUGCCCAUACACCUGCAGAUGAACGGAGGGCCGCAGAUGGGGGCUGCCCCGUACCUCAUUACAAGCCAGAGUCCUAUGUCUCUGCCCCUGGUCCUGGAGCAGCAGGUGCUGCAGCACAUGGGCCCCUCUGUGAUCCCUCAGAGCCCAAACUGUGCACCCCUGCCUCUCCAGAGCAGUGUCUUGUGUCAGGGCGCCCUCCCCUUCGCCUUGUCUCCAGGAGCAGAGCAGAAAGCUACAGGUCAGACUCAGGACUCCAACCUUCUGUCUCUGCUCCAGAACCCUGCCUUUGCCGCCUUUCUACAGGACCUGUUCCCCUCGCAGACUGGGGCAUCUGGGUGUCAGUCUCCAGGCUCUCCCUUUUUCUCUACUCCUCCUCUGACGCCUUCAUACUCUUCCCCUCUCACCCCUCUGGUCCCUCCAGCUACACUCCUGGUCCCAUAUCCGGUUAUCAUUCCGCUGCCUGUGCCCCUGCCUGUCCCCUUGCCCAUCCCUGUCCCUAUCCCCUCUGAAGACUCAAAGGGGAACCUGUCCAAAUCUGUUUGCACUGUGAGCCAAAGCACUCAGACCUGUUUACAGGACACUACCUCUGUCCCCGUGUCCUUAGGACACUGUCCCUCAGUCCUCCCUUCUCACACUGUGUCUGUGCCCUCUCCUCCUGAAGAGGCACAGGUCUUGGACCUCUCUGUAAAGACAUGUCCCAUUCAGCCCAAGCAGGAGUUCCCCAGUGCGGUGCAGCAGGACAGUGUGCUGGACCUGUCUGUGCCUGGAGGGAGGGGCAAGGCUCCUGAGAAGUGCUCCUCUAUGGCUGUGGGGUGCUCUCAGAGUUUGGAUUCUAAACUCUUGAGCAGCCUGGCCUCAGUAGAGUUUAGCCGCCAGCAUAAGUGGGUGGUGGACAGCACCCCGGGGUGCAGCUCCCUGGGACAGGACCCCUCUCUCAGUGGGACAGGGAACCUUGAGAUUGUCAGUGCCUCUCAGACAGCCAAGGUCAUAGUUUCUGUGAAAGACGCCAUCCCCGCCAUCUUGUGUGGGAAGAUUAAAGGCCUUUCAGGAGUCUCCACAAAGAACUUCUCCAUCAAGCGGGACGCGGCACAGGGUACGUCCCUGCAGCAGUUCUACGAGGUGCAGCCUGUGCCUCAGGGGGAGCAGCGAGACUCCAACAACCCUCUGAAGAAAGUGUCUAAAAACAGAGCCAUCAAACUGAAGAAGGUCAGCUCACAGGAGAUACAUUUCCUUCCUAUUAAGAAGCAGCGCCUCGCCGCUCUCUUGCCCCGGAAGUGAGAGAGCCCCCCCUGGAGGAUAUAACAUAAAACACAUGCGAGAUGUCCAGAAUUUGAACUUGCAUGUCAAAGCCUCAUCACAUCUGGGGCUGGUGAAUGUCUGACAGUGUCAAAAUCACAGCAAAGUGCUUUUCCUCUGGACCUAAUGCACUACAACAGUGUUAAACUAAAACAAGUGUGGGACUGUUUUGUGUUUGGCAGCUCAAUGUGCUCUGGUGGCUUUGGCUCGGUCACUAGUGUUUAAGGACGUUUGUAAUUUAAGAGAAAGGCCGGUUCCACUUUUCCAUUUCGGUCCAUAGUUUAUUUCCACAUUCUGAGUGCACUGAAGGCUGACCCUGCAGCUCUAUCACAGGGCCCGAGUAAGAGAGCAGAGGACCAGACAUGGUUUUCCUCUCUGGGUUUAGCGUGAUGAAGACAGGCUAAGUUAGAGGAGGAUUACCACAGAUAGAUACUGGCGACAGCUUUAGGUCACACAUAUAUUCAGGUUGGCAGUGAAGUGCUUUGGUUGUAUAUGACAAGAAAACUGCUGUUUCCCUUUAUGUAAAACUGUGAUGAGAUAUACAGGCACACUUCAUUAAGUUAGAAUACUGUGGAAAAGUCCAUUUAUUUUAGUGGUUCAAUAAUAGGGUGAAUACAAUGCAUUUGCCAAUCAGACAUAACAGAGUGACCACUUGUUAAGAGUUUGUGAUACUCUGACCUACUUAUCAAAAAUGUUUUAUUUAUUUCCAUCUGAAUUUUGUCAGAUGGAGAUUAAGUUGACCUGGUAACCCAACGUGUGAGGCUCAUUGUGCUUUUUGAUUGGAUUUUUUGCUUGAGAAUGAAAACACAAAAUUUAAAUUUAAACAUUCAUAAACAACUGUUAUAUUAUGACUAUUUUUGUAAGAAUAAAUCAACAUUGCUCUUAAUGAAAUACUAAACAAAACCUAUUUAACACCAGAACAUUGAAAAUUAAAAUGCAAAGAAUUAAUAAAUUACAUUUGAGGUGAACUUGUUUCAUUUUGAUAAAUACUACUGACCACUUAUAAUAACAAUUUUAUCGUUUUCCUGUUGCAUAUGUCUCUGGCCAUAAAAUGAAUUACCCUUUCUAGACAAACAACCCAAAUACUAAGACAUGAGCUGUAUUCUGAUUCAUGAACAUGUGCCCUGAGUCUGUAGGAGUUGUGUACAUUUUGAAGAACACAGUGAACUACAGUAUCUCAGAUGUUUUGGCUGGACUGCGGCGUAUUUAUUGAGUGUGUGAUUAGUCUGUUAGUAAAAGUCCCAGAGGAAGAUUUGGUGUGAAACGUGACGUCAUUUCAUUGUUUUUGUGAAGUAUUUAAGUGUCCCAUGAUGAUCCCAGAUGUGAAUGUUUAUUUAUCCUCUUUGAGUGCACUUUGUCAUAGUUUAGUUUGGAAAAAGUAACAGGGUUAACUCUUUUCCCUCUUCUGUGAUUGAAUAUAAUGAAUUGUGAAAACACAUUACUGAAUAAGUUGGGGCACUGUGAAAUCUUUACAAAAUGCAAAUAUUAUAAACCAUUUUUCCUCUAAAAGCCACAACAAAAUGUAUUUAUUUUUAACAUAGCAUUUUGUUUCCAUAAGUGGUUUGGUUUGUAUAUGUAAAAUUGUCCAACUUGUUGUGUCUUAACAUUUUCAGAAUUAGGUUUAAAAAUGAGAGAAAUCAGUUGUUAAAAAACCCAAAAUAAAAGUAUUUCUCAUGUUUCACUCUUGAUUAUUCACUUAUGUCUGCAUUGCAUUUAACAUCACACUUGGCUCUCACAGUUAAGUAGUAAUUUAUUCUUUAUUCAUGUUUUAUUUAUACAAAUUGAGUGGAUACUGUACAGGAUGAUUAUGAAAAAAGAAAGUAAAAAGUGUGUUUUUUCAGGAUGUUUUUGGCCUCUGUCCAUAAUAUUUGAGUGACGUUGUGAAUGAUGGAAAACCAGUGGACAUAUGCUGGUUCAGUGUUUACUUACUGUACAAUGUCUGUGCUUUUUAUAUGACACUCAAGUAAAAUACUUUAAAGACUCAACGU
Periophthalmus magnuspinnatus is the source of this 3789-nucleotide messenger RNA. RefSeq names its product retinoic acid-induced protein 2-like. The transcript is spliced from 2 exons. Gene Ontology annotation, cellular component: nucleus. The record is from RefSeq and is a predicted model, not a curated record. NCBI's taxonomy places the organism in Eukaryota, Metazoa, Chordata, Actinopteri, Gobiiformes, Gobiidae. Gene Ontology annotation, biological process: animal organ development. Bases 233 to 1783 code for a protein of 516 amino acids.